CUUUCUUCAUUAAAGUUUCGACUCAAUUUAUACCAAUUCUUCAGAGAUUUCUAAUUCGGGGCAAUAAAACUUAUUUAUUUGUCCAAAAUUUGGGAGGAGGGUGCUCGAAAUAACCAUGGGAGAAUCAUCAACAAGUUUAAUAUCCCAGAUUCGAAGUGAUGAAGCGAUUACAGACGAUCAAUUCAUUGCGAUUCUUACUCCUACAGAAUGGAUGGAGUCCACUCUUCUUGACCAAUAUAUUCUUGAUGUAAUUCGUGUAGACCAAAUAAUAAAUCCUGAAGAUGAGCGAAAGUUCGACUGUAUCACAUCCGAUGAGUGGAAAUCUUGUAGAAUUGAAAGAAACAACGAUUUCGAUUCGAGAUUUGCAUUAGCCACAGACGUCUUAGCUCCUAUUGUCCAGGACGGUCACAUCUACCUAUAUCAUAUUGCCAUUCCAGAAAAGCGUAUGACGCUCUACGACAGUCUAUGUAAUGGUAUUGUCCGUCAUAUUGAAAUUCAACAAGAACUAUCAAUUCUCUUCGAUAUAAAGGAGUUCGUAGUAGCAACCUGCCCUCAACAAAAAGAUGGAUAUAACUGCGGAUUUCAUGUAUCAUACUUUGCAAAAAUGUUAAUCACGGGAGACACCAGUCAAUGGAGCUUCGACCCGUUGGAGAUUACCUAGUAGGGCCAAUUGAAAUGACCAAUGAUUUCCGCUCCCCAAGAAAAUUAGUAGGAGUUAAGUUAGACAAUUGUACUAUUUUUUAUUGAAAUCCCCAUGCAAUUGUCGAUCAGAAACCAUGUUCCGCAUUUUUUUGUGACCCAAGGUGCCAAAGUGACAGAUCGGCCAAACCGACGUGUUACAAUUUUUGAGGAACAUUUUGGUAAACAAAAAAAUCGGGCAUUUUUCAAUUGCUCAAUAAAAAUCGGAACUGAACGCAUGAUGGUCGACCGUACCACAAAAUGAUCCACUGACACUGGCAGUGACGACUGCCGAAAAGGUAGCGGAAGGAGACGGUCAGAAAGGUCACUAAAAUUCACGAAGGCGCAAAAAAGUGGAUUCGUCGAAAUUCAUGCCGAGCCCUAAGAAAAUUUUUCUCACAAAUGAACGGAUGAAGUAAAAGUAAGUCCAAAGCCCUUAAACUAAACCUUGGACUUAUGUCUUCAAGACAUGAGGAGAAACACUUCCUAACUGUGCAAAUUUCAUUUAAAACUACUCCCUCUUGGGGGUGUGGUCAAAGGUCACUGUUUAUUGUAUCACGUUAACCUGGGGUGUUAUUUGAAACUCUAAUCCUAUACUAAAUUGUGUGUAACAUUGAGAUAGUAUAUAUAUGCGCACACCCAACGCCAGGGGUGUGGUCAAAGUACAAAUUUAAAAUUUCUGUUUCGAUUCACUAGACGAUGUAAUUUCAUCAAGUGACAAUAUUAGGUAGUUUUAUUAACUAUUUCUGUCCUCUGACAUCAUUUAAAGUGAAAUUACGGCCAAAAUUAAAAAUUUCGAAAUGCCUCCUCAGGCAGCUACCACUUCAUAAAAUUCCUCCCUUCGUAAUAAAUUUUUUAAGGGGUUUGUUUUACAAUUGUCCCUUCCCCAACCAAUCUAAAACAUAUUUCGAAGUAAUUGUGUUACUUGGAACACUCACAAAUUUCAUAGAUGACAAUCAUUAAUAACAAGAGGUGCCAAUUUGCAAAUAAAUACUUACAUAAAUAUGUA
Molecule: messenger RNA, 1687 nt
Organism: Folsomia candida
Lineage: Eukaryota; Metazoa; Arthropoda; Collembola; Entomobryomorpha; Isotomidae
Exons: 3
Coding region: 116-661 (181 amino acids)
Biological process (GO): proteolysis
Molecular function (GO): cysteine-type peptidase activity
Source: RefSeq, a predicted model, not a curated record